This is a messenger RNA of Maylandia zebra (zebra mbuna), 1186 nucleotides long. RefSeq names its product claudin 10d (gene cldn10d). Gene Ontology annotation, molecular function: structural molecule activity. Gene Ontology annotation, cellular component: bicellular tight junction; membrane. The record is from RefSeq and is a predicted model, not a curated record. NCBI's taxonomy places the organism in Eukaryota, Metazoa, Chordata, Actinopteri, Cichliformes, Cichlidae.
UUCACAUUUCCUGCAGUGAGACCUUACUUUUUCAACUGUUACGAAUUUUGGUCGAAGACCAGAAUUCACCAUGAAAUACAGGACGGUGGUGAUGUACGUGGAGAUUGGCUGCUUCGUGUCCUGCUUAUGUGGCUGGAUUCUGGUCUCUUCAACUCUUCCCACAGAGUACUGGACUUUCUCAGAGGUGGGCACCGUAGUGCUGACCACCUCCAACUACUACUCCAACCUGUGGAUGGACUGCAUCUCAGACACCACGGGGGUGUCUGACUGCAAAUACUACCCCUCCAUGCUGGCCCUGCCUGUGUUCUUGCACGCCUGCAGAGCACUGGCGGUCUGUGCUGUCAUUACAGGCUUCUUCGGUGGCGUCCUCACACUCAUAGGGAUGAAAUGUACUAAAAUAGGUGGGACAGAGAUUGUCAAUUCAAGGGUGACAUUUUCUGGUGCUAUCACCUACCUGGCUUCAGGCGGCUGCGGCAUGAUCACCUACUCGUGGUGGGCUAACAGAGUCAUAACUGAAUUUAAGAAUCCAAAUUUCAGGUCACAGAAGUUUGAACUUGGAGCGGCAAUUUUUGUUGGCUGGGGAGGAUCCCUUCUUCUUAUUUGUGCAGGGGCAGUGCUGGCCUAUUUGUCUGGGAAAGAAAUCCUACCAUCAUGCAUUAGUUCCACCCAAAGGCCACAGAGACCAGUUUCCUACACCACUGCCCGUACCAGACGUACAUACAUGAUGCCGCCCCCAUCCUCCAGAGUGACAUUAGUACCCCCACUGUAUAACAAAGGCAUGGAUGGCCGAACAACCAGAGCAACAAAUAAGACAGAUCAAACCUUGGGGAGAGACAGCUUCGUCUGAGCCAGAGGGAACCAAGAGUGAAGAGAACAGGAAACGUAUGAUUACCCAUACAAUAUGAAGCUGUAGCAUAAAGGAGAAAUUGCUCUUACUGGUUGGUGUUGUAAAUUACAUUUGAGUCCACAAGGUGGACGAGGUGUAUUUUGUAUAAAAAUUGGCCAACCUCCUCAAAAUUCCAUGUCUCCAAUCCUCUUUGUACAAGUUCAGUUGCUAAUAUAAGUUAUAAAAUGUUUAACAAUUGGCCUUUAAUGUUUUACUGGUGCAUUUCCUUACUUAUAAUAUUCUGCACCAAUUUUUCUGUUUGCAAGUUUUUUAAUGCUUAAAAUCUCUGCAAUAAAGUUG